Messenger RNA from Adineta steineri, 624 nucleotides. NCBI's taxonomy places the organism in Eukaryota, Metazoa, Rotifera, Eurotatoria, Adinetida, Adinetidae. The record is from the annotation of a GenBank genome assembly.
AUGUUGAUAUCAACCAUUGAUAAAUAUUUUUAUAAAUUAAUUAUUCUGGUUAUUCUUCAAUUAUUUUCAUGUAAUGAUGCAUCAUCCUGUAUAUUUAUUAAAACUAUAGAUUCAAAUGGUGUACAACAACAAUUACAAAUAGAAUCCUGGGGUUCUGAUAGUAUUCGAAUACGUCUUAGUCCAGAUGUAAUUAUUCAAACUCCAGAUUAUCAAGCAUUACUUCCAGACAAACCAGUUGUAAACAAAGAAGAUUGUCAACAAUUAAAUAGAAAUACAUUUAUUAAUGGUAAUAUUAAAUUUGUUCUCAAUGACGAUAAUCAAACAUGGUCAAUUCAACGUCAAUCAGAUGGAAUUAUUUUAAUUCAAGUACAAUCAACUAGUUUUUCAGCAUACAUUUAUCCAGUCUCUAUUUAUUCACCUAUUUAUAAUCUUUACAAAUUAUCAUUAACAUAUACACAUAUUCAAAAUGGAAAUUUAUAUGGAUUAGGUCAACAUCAUUAUGGUCAUAAUCUAACAUUACCAUAUCAUAAUUUUCAUUUACCAUUUGUUUUCUCAUCAACAGCACCAACAAAUGGUGAUAUAACAAUUCCAUGGUAUAUACAUACAUCAGGUUUUGGAUUUCUU